ACCCAGAAAGCAGCGCGAGAGGAGUGUGCGCGAAUCAACCAAUCAGGGCGCAGAGGCUGAAGUGAACGGGCAAUGAGCAGUGUGUUGUUUCUGCCAGGCUGGAGACUUCAGGCUCCAGCCCAAUGAGGAACAGCAAUGCCACGAAAGAAAGCCAGUCGCGGGGUGACUUUUAAUCUGGGGACUGGGAGUGAUAAAAAGGUCACAAAGCGGAAGAAGAAACCUUUGGGUGAUCAGGAGCAAAGUGGCAGCAAAAAACAACGUCGUGAAAGCGGGGAGAGCAAAACUGUUAGCGUGCCAAAAGAGAAAGUUCAAAAGCCGAUCUCACCAGAUACAGUGGAGUACAUUGAGAAUUUGAUGAAUGUUGCUGAGCUGUCAGUCUUCAGCACAAAAAGAAUUGUUGAUUUUGAAAAUGUCCAAGCUGAACUCGCUGGUCUUAAGAAAAGGCUGCUGCAGCGCUAUAAGAAACUGAAAUUUCCAUCCGGCCAAAUGGGAAACCUGAAGAAAUUAAGAAAAGACUUGGCAGAAGAAAAGCGCAAGUUGGAACAUAACCAGGAGAUGUUGGAGUCCCUAAACAAUGAAGUUGAAAAGGCCGUGGAGGAAUCCUAUGCCAUAGAAGAGUCUACAAAGACCUUAGAAGAGAAGCUUGAGUCCUUAACACAGCAAGCAGCAGAAGAUGCUCGAACCCUGGGCAAUGUCACAAAUUCCGACUCCUUGCAGCUUCCAAAAGCUACUUUUAUGGCUGUCCCAUUCCAAGAAAAAGUGAAAAAACUGAAGAACCCCAAGGCUGUUUUAAAAGAUCUUGUCCUGAUGGAAGAAAAUCCAGCCUACAGAGGCAUGCGUAAACUGAUUGAGAAGUCUUUCAAUGAAAUUUCUAAUUCCAAAUUCUAGUUGUGUUUGUUUGUUUUUUACUUUUAAUUUAUACAAUAAAUGUUUUUACAUGCAA
Messenger RNA from Rana temporaria (common frog), 943 nucleotides. RefSeq lists its product as uncharacterized. Bases 136 to 888 code for a protein of 250 amino acids. NCBI's taxonomy places the organism in Eukaryota, Metazoa, Chordata, Amphibia, Anura, Ranidae. The record is from RefSeq and is a predicted model, not a curated record. The transcript is spliced from 9 exons.